Parasteatoda tepidariorum (common house spider) is the source of this 7115-nucleotide messenger RNA. Lineage: Eukaryota; Metazoa; Arthropoda; Arachnida; Araneae; Theridiidae. The record is from RefSeq and is a predicted model, not a curated record.
AAUCGAAAUGUUUACAGUUUUGAAAAUACUGUUAAAAUGCUUUAUAAAAUGAAAAAUUUACAAAAUUUUCCUUUAUCUUGUUGAUUUAACCAGUUUAUAACGUAUUUCGUGUAUCAUCGCUAAACUUUUUAUACACUGGUAAGCAAGAUUGAGGCACAUAAGUUGUUCUGAAAAUAAUAAAAUUAACUCAGCAACAGAUGGACAAUAAAAUACUUUCUUCCGUAGUUGUUUUGAAAAAAUGUUUUUUAUACCUCAUAAUAAAAUCUAUUGCAAUUAUAAAAGUAAUUCUCGACUGUUUUGUCUCUGAAAAUUUAAAGUAAUACAGAUUUCUUCAGCGAUUAAGUAUAGAUUUUUUUUUUUUUUUUUUAAUAUAAUCAAUGGCACAACAAAAAGAGAAAAAAUUGGUGUACCCUCCAGGAGUGAAGGAAUUGACAGAAGAUAUAUCAACUGAUGAACUGUAUCGGCGCCUGAAAGUGUGUGUUAAGGUGCUUCAAACAAUUAGUCAAGAGGAUGAUAAUUCAAAAUACCAACCUUUGGCAUUUCAUCUGGCAUCUGACUUUUUCUUAGACCACCGCAGUAAAGACAUCAGACGUGGCGCUGCUCUUUGUAUUGCAGAUAUUUUCCGUAUAUUUGCUCCAGUCAAUCCUUAUAGUGACCCAAAAAUUCUUGAAGCUCUAUUUAAUUUAUUCAUUGAUCAGUUGAAAGGUUUAACAUCUGCAAGUGGUACUAAUUUCACUGGUUCUUUUUACUUACUUGAGAAUUUAACAAUUAUGAAAACAUUCAACUUGUGCCAUGAUACUAUGCAGAAACCUGAAGAGAUUGUGAUUCCAUUAUUCAAACAGAUGUUUAACAUUAUAAGGGUCCUUGACAAUCCAAAAGUUAGUCGUUUGACAUUAAACAUGUUAUGUCCUCUGAUUGCAGAAUCUGAUAAUGUGCCACACCAGCUUUUAGAGUUCAUUUUAACUCAAAUUAUUGAACCAAAUAAGUCUUCUUGUGAAAGAACUUACAAUUUGGCUCAAGAUUUGCUCAAGCAGACAGCAACAGUAUUAGAACCAUAUAUACAAACUACAUUUAUUAAAGCAAUGGGUGGUCAGCAAGAGGAUGUUAUUUCUGAACAUCUUUAUGAAUUAAUAUAUGAACUGAAUCUAAUCAUUCCCUCUGAAAUUAUUGUGGUGGUAAAUAACUUAGAAAAUAAACUGAUGUCCAGCCUGGAAGAGGAACGGAUUGAGGUUCUGACACUUCUGUCGAAAUUGUUCUCUGAUAAAUCAUCAAAGAUGAUUGAACAAAAUAAAGUCCUCUGGAGCAGCUAUAUUUCAAGAUAUAAAGAUGCAUCCACUAAAGUUCGCUGCUUGCAUAUGAAGUUCUCUAAAAAUUUACUAAUGAAUCAUCCACAAACAUCAAAACCAGCCCUGAUUGAAUGCUUUAUGUUCAAUAUUGUUGAUCCUGAUGAUAGAGUACGCAAGCAGACUUGUCAAACCAUUUCAGAAACUGUUCCAGAGCUGUACGAUGUCCUAGAUCCUGAGUUGUGGGAAAGCUUCCAAGAGCGUGCACGAGAUAAAAAUUAUGAAAUUCGCCAAACCGUCCUGACAUGUUUUGGAAAACUUUGCCAGCGUUGGACUGAUGAAGGAAUUCCACCAGUGCUGUAUGACGCAAAUUUUAAAUUGGAUUGGAUCAAGAACAAAAUCCUGCAUCGAUAUUAUGGAGAAAGUGUACAAGAGAAGCAACUUGUAGAACAGCUUUUUAAUCGUUAUGUGGUCCCUUACCGGAAACCUGCAGAAGAAAGAAUGAAAUUAUUUUAUCAAUUAUAUUGUACGAUAGAUGAGCCUGCAUUGAAGGCUUUAGCUGAAAUGAUCAAGACAAGAAAUGUGUUGCGCUCUCAUGUUAAUAAACUUUUAGGAGUAAUGAACAUGGACAAUUAUGAAAUGAAAUGGUAUAACGUCUACAAAAUUGCUCCAGUGCUAUCAGUGUUUUCUAAAGAACCAAAUAAAGGAAAUGCCUAUGCCACUGCCUUUGGUAAACUUUUAGAAAAAAAUGCUAGAUUAAGUACCCUUAUUGGUUCUGUUGCCAAUGGAAGCAUUUCUUGCUCUGCAGCAGCCAUACGUUAUAAAGAAAUAUUGGAAGAAGUUAAGAAUACAGAAAAAACUGAAUUAGCGAGUUUUGUUGCCCAAAUGAUUACACGCAUUGUACCUAUUAUUGACAAAGAGUGCGUAAAACAUCUGUUGACUAUUGUGGAUAAUUCAUUCCAAGGAGAUUGUUCUAUUGAAGCUGAUUUAGGUUUGGAAAAUUCAUUUUUGAAAGGAUUUGAAUUAAUAAAAAUGUUAUCUUUAUCAAAUCCUGCUUUGUUUCAAAAUGAAGAAACAUUCAAACUUCUGAUGUCGUAUCUUCGUGUUGAGAAUGAGGAGGUGACUGUACCAGCCUUACAAAUACUCUGCAACAUCUGUAAAAAUUUAAGUGAAACUUAUCCUGCCAUUUAUGAGCAACUUUCUCCCAUACUGUUACAAUAUGCAGAAUAUGGAAAACCUAUGCAAGCAAAGCAUUCUGUGUUUCUUCUAAAUAAAAUUGUGCCAGAAAAUUCAAGGGCUGAAUUUUUUAUGACCUUGAUGCGAACUCUACAGAUUCAUUUUACUCUCAAAUCUGAGCAUUUUAAAACUGCUUUAGUAUCUUCUGGUCAUAUUGCUCACAACUGGCGUCAUUUGUUCCCAAAUCCAGAAUUCAAAGACAUGGUCACCUUCAUCGUUUCAACUGUUCUUAUGCAUGAUGGCGUAAGUAUCAUGCAUGGCAGAGAUUUUCCCCGAGGUGGUACUGAACUCUGGGGCCCUUAUGACAAUCUCCCAGAUGAAUCAAAAGUGAAGAUUGAAGGUAUGAAGUGUAUUGUUCGAUGGCUUACCGGAAAAGAAAAAUUUGUGAAACCCACAAUAACUACUUUGAGAUGUUUGUCAACAUAUAUUGAAAAUGGUGGUGAUCUAACUGAGCAAAGACAUAACUCGCCCAUGGAAAACUCAUGGUUGAGAUUGAGUGCUGCUUGCCGUAUGCUUAAACUGUGUCAUGUUCCCGAUUAUGCUGUUGCCCUUAGCCUAAAACAGUUUCAAAUCCUUGGUUAUGUUUUAAAUGAUCCAUGCCCAGAAGUCUGUGAUAUCUUUGCCAAAAAGCUGAAUAAAGCCUUGUAUCUCUUUAAACUACCACUUCAGUUUUUAGCUGUUUUUGCCUUGGGAGGGUUAAAUGAAAGAAAGGAGUUUAAAGCCAAUAUUAAAAACUAUCUAACACAAAAUAUUGAAAAGCGUCGGCAAAAGCUGAGAGAGAAGGCUGUUACUCAAGCUGAUAAUUUAUCCUACCUGCCAGAAUACACCCUUCCAUAUGCUAUCCAUUUAUUAGCCCAUGCUCCAUUCUUCGGGGAUUAUAGCUGCAUCUCUUCUUUAAAAAAAAUUAGGAAUUGCCUGCAAAUGUUUAUGGAGUGUUUGAUUGCUAAAAAUGAAGGCUACAGUUUUGCAUUUUUCAAGAGACUUGUUGAAAACAUAAAACAAACUAAGGAUAAACAAGAUCCAGAAGAUGAAGAUACAAAUUUGAGGCUGUAUGCUGUUUGUGAUUUGGCUUUAAACAUAAUUAUGUCCCAGAAAAACUAUAUUCUAAAAGACUUCCCAGCAGAGCCAGUUCUUAAUAAAAGAUUCUUUACUGAUCCAGAUCUAAGCUACAGCAAUAUGAGAACGUAUUUACCACCUGAAUUUCUUCAAGAACAACCGGUGCAAUCUUGUUUUGAGAUUGAUUUUGCGGAAAUGUCAAAACUUCAGAAUACAACAUCUCAAAUACAGACUUCAUUGGAUAAUACUCAAGACAAUCUUUCAAGAUCUGACAACGAAAACAGAGAAGAUUUAGCUAGCGAAGAGGAAAUUUCAGUGGUAAAGAAAAAAAGAACAGCUCCUAAAAAUUCUCAUCAAAGUCAAAGCAAUGUGGAAUUUGCUGCCCCGGGGGAAAACCGGAGUAAAAGAAUCCCUGUAACUAAAGUGCAAAAUGGAUCAGUGCGAAAACGUGGUAGACCUAAAAGAAUUACUAAAAAGAGCGGACGGACAAAAGACAGUGCUUCGAAUUCUGAAACCGUCUCAUCAGAUGAAGGCGGUAAUUCUGAUGUGCAGGUGGACAGUUCUGAUGGAAUCAGUGUGAACAUUUCAGAUUCUGAUUCCAUCAAACGUUUGAUCAAAGAGUGCAAUGUUUGUUUGAAUUUGGAUGAAAUUGAACAGUAUGCUGGUCCACUCCGAAUGAACAAUGUUUCUCCCAUCAAAACGAAAAGGGGAAAAAACAACUCUUUAGUUUUAAAUAGUCAUUCAUUAAAAAAUGGUGCUCCUUCCUUUCAGAAUAAUUUAAGUGAUAGUGAAGUGUCUGCUGGAAGAAGUAGUAAUAGAAAACGGGUGGCUAGCCCAGAGAAGGAAUCGCCUACAAAUAACAAAAAGAAGAAAGAUACUGCCCCUUCUCUUCGCUCAUUACGUAGCAAUGCAUCUUCCUCUGCUGUGGAAGAAGAGUCAUCUGCCAGUUCCUCCAUAAGUGAUACAAAAGCAAGCUCUUCUGUGGACUCUAUACAAAGCUUUACAUCAAGUAUUAUAAAGUAUGCUCCCAAAAGAUCUGGUGCUGCUUCAGUCAUUGUUCAGAACUCUCAAAAUAAUGCCAUAAGGCAAACUAAAUCUAAAAUCCUGUCCAAUCAAAUUAACGAGUCUGUUGAGGAGAACAGUUCAUCGAGAAAGGAGAAACCUGUUACAAGGAGUAAUAAGGUAACAAGUUCCAUAAAGACUACUAACUCUAUUGUGACGAGAACCUCUGCUAGAACAGCAAAAAAUAAAGUGAUUGAAGCAAAAUCAAGGCCAAAGCGAAGAUGAUACAAAAGCUCAUCUUAAUUCAACCCUCAUUCUUAGGUUAUGAAUGUAAGUUAAGUAUGAACUUGCAACAACUUACUUACCCAGCUUAAACAUUCAUGUAUUCACUUUUAUAUAUGAUGAAGUGGACCUUCACAGUUACUAUUAUUACUUAGAAUUUUUAUAACUUCAUGUCUAGUUUACUCGAGAUAUCUUUUGUUGCACUAAUAAGGAAGUUCCUGAAGUGUCAUUAUUCAUUAUGUUAUAGUUCUGAGGACAAAAAUUGUUGAGUGAGUCAUUAAAAUUUCACCAAGCACAUCACACAGUUCAGCGAAUCACUUUUUAAGAGUUCUUAAGCACCAAUAGCCUUAGUCUCCUUAAACAAAUGUCUUAGAAGACUGCUUAAGACAUUCAGCAAUAUAUAAUUGUUGUAUUAAAAUUUUCUUUAAAAUGCUGAGUUGUGAUGAAAAUUUAGAAUAUAUAAGUAUAUGUAUAAUUUUAAUUCUAAUUUUUAAGUGUUAUUUAUUUUUUUCUAUUUACAAACACAUAUGUUAAAGUUUUUAAUUGAGAAUAAAUGAAAGCAUUUUAUUAAAACAACCCUUUUCAGCCAAUCAUGCUUUUCAUCUGCGGGACAAAUAGAAUUUAAGAACAAUUCCCCCAUGCAUGAAGUUCAUUUUAAAAUAAAGAAAUAAAUAAAACAAAGCAUCAAUCUCAGUUUUAAAAAAAAUAAAGCAAUUUUAAUUGUUUUUGAUAAAAUAACUUUUAACGGCAUUUACAAUUAUUCCAAUUUUUAUUAACUUAUUAAUUUUAAAACUAAUGAAAGUAACUAAAUAUUGGAAUGGGUGUUAAUGACGCCAUGAUUUAUCUUAACAGAAAUUAGAACCGCCUUUUUUUUUUUUCUUUUUUUUUUAUUGAGUUAUAAGGUAAUUUUAAAGUCAGCAAAUGUGAUAUUUAAUAAAUGGCGCAAUUGCCCUGAAGUACACAUUCAAUGCAAAAAUUGCAAUUGAAAAAUUAUGCAUUAAUAAUUACUUUGAAGUAGACAAAAUAAAUAGUGUGUAUUAUUUUCUAACUUAAAAAGAACUAUCUACGAAUGGGGGUGGUGACACUUCAAAUACCUUCCUUGUUUAAAACACUGGAGUGCUUGUUUUUGAUAUUUUUGUCAUUGACCACUCCAAAAGUUUGAUACAUUUUUAAAACCAUUCUAUUUAGCCAAUGCAAGUUAUCAUUGUAGAGUGAUUUUAUAGUAUACUUUAUAAUUAUUAUUAUUGUUUGUUGAAAUUUAAAUUUAUUUUGAGGCACAUGAACUCCAAUUGUGUCUAAAUCAUUUUAUACCUAUAAUACCUAUGUUUCUUUUUAUCUAAUUCAUUGUAAGCUUUCUUUGAAUAUUGAAUACAGUGUUUUUAUUUUUUAAGAAUUGCAAUUAAUGUCCAGUGCUAUGCUGUAUAUUUUUUUAUCUCAUCAAAGGAUAAAACAAUCUUGAAUAAUUUAUUCAGUAACUGGUGCUGCCAAUGUGAGUUUGGAACUUUUUUAAUGAAACUAUAAUUGCAUUGCCAAUUUUUUAAUGUGUAAUUGUAAAAUCUACAUAAUCUUUUGUUAAAAUAAUUACUGAAAUUUGUUUAUUCUGCAGUGUGUUUUAAAAACAUGUCAUAUUUUUUCUCUGUAAAGCAAGGAUAGUAUUUCUUUAAUAUAUUUUGUUUAGUAUUUUUGCUGCUUGUCAUUAUUGAUAUAUUGUUUAUGAAGAUUGUUUAUCUUGUUUCUUGUUGGAAAUUCUUGUAAAAACUUAAUCAAAAAUUCGUUAUUUUCAUUUUUUUAAUUAGGCAUUUGUUUUAAUUGAAUACUUUUUUACCUGCAAGUUAUUCAAAUGUUAAAUUUGUGGAUGGUUAUUUAAUAAAAGAAAUAUGACACUGUGUAACCUUGAUAUAGUGAUAAGAUUUUCUGCUUCCAAGAAAACAAAUUAUUCAAAAAUUAAAUUUAUUGACAUUAAACAAAAAAUUUUAUGACAUUAUUUUUUAUCACUAAUUUACAAUUUUUGUUUUAUGAUCCAAACUAUAAAAGUAAGUAUUAAAUUAUUUUUUACGUCAAAAUACAAAAUAAUUAUCUGAGUUUAUAGGUAGUAAAAGAAUUUUCAUAACUGAAAGAAUAUUUAAUUAGGUUACCUAAAAGAGAUGAAUUCUAUAACUUAAUGAAGGAAUAUUAAAUCAUUUAAAUUAAAAGCUGAGAUAUAUUUUUAUUUUAUUUUCGCUGUGAAAUACUCUACGACUUUCAGCGGCUGGGGUA